Molecule: messenger RNA, 2010 nt
Organism: Metarhizium brunneum ARSEF 3297
Lineage: Eukaryota; Fungi; Ascomycota; Sordariomycetes; Hypocreales; Clavicipitaceae
Source: RefSeq, a predicted model, not a curated record
AUGGCGGGCGCUCCAGCGCUUUUCCUCAACCGCCAUUCUUCUGCUGGCAGUGUCGUAUUUGGAAGCCUUGCUCCUUGCCAACUGGAGCUCAUGUUUGUUCUGCCUCGUCCAUGUCCAUGCAUCCACGUUGCGAGACGUUAUGCUAACCCCUCGUUCAUCGUUGCAGAUUUCUGGUCAUGGUUUCCAAUUGGGCCCGCCGGCUUCCGAACUCUACUCAUCUUCUCUUGCGGACUGUCAAUCCUCAUCCUUCGGAUCGCACAUUAUCAUGUCGGACUGAAAACGACCGAAUCUGGGUUGCAGGCUCUCGGCUCGUCUCUGCUUAGCCCCCCAACCUACGAGACGGCUUUAUGGUACAGCAUCUCGAGCUUCCUCUUCUGCUCCAUCUUUUUGUUCUCAAUGUCGGAAUCUUCCAAUCUGCACUGGAUCACCUACCUUAGUGGCACCCGGGCACGACUGAACGAGAGGCCAUUGUUUCUUGCUUCUUACUUGGGCGUCUGUGCUCUUUUUCAAACCAUCACUCACUACAAAACUGAUAUUGACCGCCUGAAUUUUGACAUCUCCAAGCACCAGACUAGAGUACAGCAAAAGGCGCUAGGCGUUUUGCCGCGGUCUUUUCAAAUCGUGCUGCUACAGCUUCCUGGCGCCCUUGCGCAAUCCGCACAGCAAGCCGUCUCUGCUCUACUCGCGAGUCUUUUUAUAUACUACUUCAUUCUGCGAUCCUCUGCCUGGGGCUGGGCUUUGACCUUCCUUCGCCCAUUUUACAGUCUCCCUAAAACCAAUAUUGUCCCCGCUACCUGGCCGACCGACAUAUACUUGUUAGUACGUUGCAUUUAUGCUGGGACACUGAUGCAGUUUGUGUGGGCGGCGGGAAACACAGCUUUUUCCGUGUUCAUGGUCAGAGAGCCCCUGAAAAAUGGAAACCCUUUGACAUCAGAAUCAAAGGAUCCAAAUGGCAGUCUCCUUAACGGACUCAAGAGCAAGAAGCUCUCUAUCAAGUCUUUUGCCAUGUGGGAGCUUGCUCUCAUUGCUCGAGAUUUUGAGGUUCGGCGACAGGCUAUUUUUUGUGAUAUUGACCGCAAAGAUGGCCCCAUGUGGUCACAAGUCUAUUCAAUCUGCAUGGAACUUCUGAAGCAAAUUGAAACUCGUGUUGAUGAGUAUGGGAAACCACCGCCAUCGGCUUUCGCACAACCCAAUCCGGUCGUCGAGACAAAGCAGCGUACAACAGCUCCGGUUCGACGGGAAGCCAUCUUCACUAAGAAGGGCGAGACGCCUCGACUUCUUGGCGGGGUGGAAAAGGCCUUGGACCAAAUUGCCAGAACCCCUGGCUCAUCUCCAGUGUCCGAACUCAGCCCCUUGGCCAAGAAGACGUGGAAGGAUGCCAAGGACAGAAUGCUCACCAGGGAACAGCAGGAAGCGCUGUCUCCCGAGCAUCUGCGAAGCGAAUUUGGCAACUGGACGACUAGUCUUUUGAGAAUUGGGUACAUUGGCCGUCUGUUCCGUCACGAUUUCCGCACUCGGAUUGCCGGCGUCGUCCUGGGUACGCCAUACGCUGAGCCAACUCUGUACACCAACGCUUCCCAGGCUCUUUGUCUGUUGGCAGUCCACAGCCUUGCUGAAGACCAAUUUGGAAACGUUCACAGAGAUGUUCCCAGCAUCAUCCGCACUCUGACUGCUGUCAUACGGAAGGUUGAAGGCCUAUAUCAACGCUUUCCAUUGCACUGGACUGAUCCGAGUGGUACCAAGGAGUCACCAGAGGUGGACGAGAUCCUAGAUGCUCUAAGGACCGGCUUGGAACAGGUCGUGGCUCAAUUUGAGCCAUACAGCAGCGAUCUAAGACUAUCCCUAGGAGAUGUUCGCUUAGCCAAGGAAGCUAUUGUGAAGCCUGAGAGGGAGGCUCCCGCUCCAAAGGAAAAGGAACUAGUGGUAAAGCCAAAGACUAUUGAUGAGAAGAAUGUAGAGCCGUCAAGGAACCGGCGGGAGUUUAAACCACAAAUGGAACAAGCACGGUGA